Vicugna pacos (alpaca) is the source of this 926-nucleotide messenger RNA. It is a transcript of the gene GPX1, whose product is annotated as glutathione peroxidase 1. Gene Ontology annotation, cellular component: cytosol; mitochondrion. Gene Ontology annotation, molecular function: glutathione peroxidase activity. Gene Ontology annotation, biological process: response to hydrogen peroxide; response to selenium ion; glutathione metabolic process. The record is from RefSeq and is a predicted model, not a curated record. Lineage: Eukaryota; Metazoa; Chordata; Mammalia; Artiodactyla; Camelidae.
CAUGUGACCCCCGUUGUCCGCCCGCCUGUUAAAAGGAGGCGCCUCCAGGCCUCUGUGCUUUUCUAGUCCGUGGCUCUCCUUUAUUUCUCCAAACCCACGCCAUGUGCGCGGCUCAGCGUUCCACGGCUGCGCUAGCGGCGGCGGCCCCGCGCACGGUAUACGCCUUCUCUGCGCGCCCGCUGGCCGGCGGGGAGCCGGUGAGCCUGGGCUCCCUGCGGGGCAAGGUGCUGCUCAUUGAGAAUGUGGCGUCGCUCUGAGGCACAACGGUCCGGGACUACACCCAGCUGAAUGAGCUGCAGCGGCGCCUCGGGCCCCGGGGCCUGGUCGUGCUGGGCUUCCCGUGCAACCAGUUUGGGUAUCAGGAGAACGCGAAGAACGAGGAGAUCCUGAACUGCCUCAAGUAUGUCCGACCAGGAGGCGGGUUCGAGCCCAACUUCAUGCUCUUUGAGAAAUGUGACGUGAACGGCUCAAAGGCGCACCCGCUCUUCGCCUUUCUUCGUGAGGCCCUGCCCACUCCCAGUGACGACACCACUGCCCUCAUGACCGACCCCAAGUUCAUCACCUGGUCUCCAGUAUGCCGCAACGAUGUCUCCUGGAACUUCGAGAAGUUCCUGGUGGGCCCAGAUGGUGUGCCUGUGCGCAGGUACAGCCGCCGCUUUCUGACCAUCGACAUUGAGCCUGACAUCGAAGCCCUGCUGUCCCAGGGGCCCAGCUCUACCUAAGAUGCCCCUCCUAUCCCUGCUACUUGGCAAUCACAGCGCUGCCCUCUGGGGAUUUUACCCAUGAAGGUGUUUCCUCUAAACCUGCAUGGAGGGAACGCCUGAUGUCCAGGAAAGUCCCCUGAGAUGGGUGGUGUCCUGUCUAUCCCGGCUUCCCCUUUCACAGACCACAGCAUCUCACUAAUAAAGUGCUAGUUGUCAGCAGAA